Xenia sp. Carnegie-2017 is the source of this 6261-nucleotide messenger RNA. RefSeq lists its product as uncharacterized. The record is from RefSeq and is a predicted model, not a curated record. Lineage: Eukaryota; Metazoa; Cnidaria; Anthozoa; Malacalcyonacea; Xeniidae. The transcript has 27 exons. Gene Ontology annotation, molecular function: guanyl-nucleotide exchange factor activity. Bases 704 to 5341 code for a protein of 1545 amino acids. Gene Ontology annotation, cellular component: cytosol.
UUAUAAUUUUGCUGCGGUAACAACAGUACGUACAUUCGUUCCUGGCUGGUAAUUUAAUCUUAAAACGAAGCAUUUUCUGUCAAGUUGUGCCUAGCAAUUCAAAGCCAAUGGUCAAGUCAGUGAGCUUGAACGAUAAUUUCCUUCCAGAAGUAUUUUAUUGAAAUACACAGCACGAAAAGAUAUUGCGAGAGCUCCCGAUACACAAUAAGACGAAAUGCAAAAUAUUUGUUGGAAGGUGUAACCUGAGAAACUAUUUUAGAGAAACAAGUUGAUCAUUAUCGUUAUAUCAAAUUACGUCAGGGAUUUCAAAUUUCAAUGGGAUUGUUUUGACGUUUCUGCCUCUCAAGUCCUUGGACUUUAGCUAUGAUAUAAAUAUCACUCGACUGAUAACUGAAUACAAGAGUGGAAGAAUCAACGGUAUUUAAGAGAAACUAACUGGUGAAAGCACUCUUCGGAUAUUGAUCGGUCGCCUGGGUUUAUAAUCGAUUUGCUUCCUUAUUCUCAAAUUGAAAUGUUAUUCUGACGUCCGACGAAAAUACAAAAAUGCUUUUUUCUGAGGAAGAAGAAAUAGAGUUAAAAUGACGAAGAAACAAGCAAGAGAUUGGCAAGUACCAUAUCGUCUGAGGCUUCCUCACAAAUAAGCAUCUCAUCAGAUUCUGAUGAUUCAAUACAAGUAUUUCUUUUAAAAAGAAAAUCGUUGUCGAUGUCAUGUUUACCCGAUCAGGUUUCAAGUGCUGGACGUAUUGCAUCAACUUUACCCCAUAAUCUUAAUACGGUAGAUGUAUUUAAGGAAAAUUUACCGCCUAAAGAGAGAACUCUUGCUCAAAGUUGGUAUCAAACGGCAGAAUGCUUGGAAACAGAUGACGGUAUUGAACCUUUUUUUGAUUAUGGAAAUAGGAAACCAAAUGGUGAUAUUGACAGUACAGCUACCAAUGAUAAUGAAGAUAGCAAAUCAAAGAAAAAUGCCUUGGCAGAUCUGACAGACAUCAAUUCUGUCACUCAUACAUUUGUACGUUCCAGUGCUCUGAAUAUACUAGCUAGGUUUCCUGAAACAGAGGUUGUAAAAGCAAUGGACGACCAACUGAAACCAGUAUUAUCUGUCGUGGAAGAGGAUGGCGGUGAUGUAAAAGAUGAAAUGCCUGGCACAGUUGCUUCAUCACAUGUUCCAGUUAGUACAUGGAGCUCAACUGGUGAUAUAAAUGUUAUAUCAAAAUCUAACAAGACAAUGAAACAAAACUCGAAAAGUAAAUCAGUAGAAAUGCUAAAAAAGGAGAAAGAUGAAACAAAGAAAACAAAGAAGCAAUCAGGAAAAUGGUUCAGUAGACUUCGAGGGAAGAAGGAAUCCGAAAAGAAGAAAACAAAAAAACCUGAAAAACAAAAGCCUUCACUUCAAAAAUCACAAAGUUUUGGUCCACGAUCCUCAUCAACAAACUCACAGUUCAAUAGAAUGGACUCAUUUCGAAAGAUUUUCAAACGACAAAAUGAUUCAACAAAUGCCAGUGAAGACACAAAAGUUUCAGGAAAUUUGAAUAGAAAGGAUAUAUCAUCUCCAAUUCUCAAGUCAGAACUUAAAUCAAAGAACCUUGUUGAUCGAGAUGUAAUCAUACGUAAGAGAGCCUAUCAAUUUGAUAAGAAGACAAUAACAAGGGAUAAAAAUAAAACAAAUGAUGAUAUCACUACCAAUGCUAAAGUGGUAGAAAAGAACACCGAAAUCUGUAAUCAUCUUGAUGGCAUUGAGAAAAAUUAUGAUGACAAUGAUAACACAGACCGUGUUAGUUCAGGAAGCGAAGAUAAAAGUAGUCUGAAUAGUAAUGAUAAAUUUACUACAAAUGAUCUUAAUCAAAAUAAUGGCAAACUAGAUGUUUCAGUUGCUGUUAAAGACAAUAGUAAAGUUGAUGAAGCAGUCGAAGGUCCAGACCUGGAAAAUGAUGACAAUUCUUGCCACAAAGGUAGUCCUGUUCCGCCUUUGCGAUCUAAGCAUUUAGAGAAAAAAAGAUUGUCCAUGUCCAUUAUAGAUGACUCAUUGGUAGAUGUACUUGAUGGCAAUUUACAAGAUGAGACUUGUGAAGCAAAACAAGAUAUAUCUAAUCGAAAAUCAACUAUUAAAGGAGAAACAAAUGAUAAUGAGGACAGCAAUGAUAUAGAUUGCACUGACACAGAAGAUAGCAGAGGAAAAGAUCACAACGAGAAAGAAGAUUACAAUGAGAAAGAAGAAAGCGAUAAAAAUCAAGAAAGCUACGGCAACGAGCAACAACAUACCAAUGACAUUGAACAUAGCAGCGAGGAUGAAGACACGAAUGAGGAAGAGGAAAACAGAAACAAGAAAGAAAGCUAUGACAACCAAGGAAGCAGUGAAGCAGAACAUAUACUUUGUCAAUCUCAAAAAAAUGAAACUAUUACUGAUUCUUCUCUUACAAAAGAAACAGAAUUCGUCGUUAAUGUAGGCGACGAUAUAAGCUCAGUGAAAAAUAUUCAUGAGAAAGAAAUGAACUUAGACCAUGCUAGCAUUGAUAGGACAAAGCCUACGGAAUCAUUAGAUGAUAAUAUUAACAGUGCUCCCUUACACGACAGUUCAUUGAUGAGCGAUCCUAGUUCGGAUGAUAAAAAUUAUUUAUUAAUACAAUCCGAAGAAACUAUCGCUGAACCGGACUCAACUUCUCUUUCAAAAUCUGAAAGAGAAGAUGACGACGUGUUUUAUGACGCGACAAGUGAUGAAAAAGUUUCUUUUAUUCACAGAAAACAGUCGUUGCCCGUAAGCUCAUCCGGUGCUCCGCUACCAUUAGCUGAAAGGGGAACAAAUGACUUGAAUGCCAACGUUACGCGUUGGAAUUCGGAUGUGUCGUCCUCUGAUUCUCAAAGUGCCGUCACUUCGAAAAAGAAACCAAAUUCCUUUGCUGGAGCGAGAUCAACGUCAAGCGCUUUUGUGCCAACAAAUCAAUCAGCUGUCCGCUCACCAACCGAACGAUCUAAUAAACGUUCUUCAUUGUUUCGAAAUGCAUCCCAGACAUAUCAGACUACAGAACCAAAAUCAUUAAUCACUGAUGUGGUACCGGUCACAUUUCCAAACUUUGACACGGAUCGUCGAUCACAGAUUGUUCUUGAACUCUUCACGACAGAGAGAACAUAUGUGAGAUCACUAGAGACUAUUAUUGAGCUUUUCAAGAAACCCAUGUUACUCAAAAAAGACAGGGAUGUCGACAACAUUUUCUCCAAUAUAGAUGAAAUUUUUGCCAUCAAUAAAGACUUGCUUUUUCUCCUUUGGUCGAAGGUUAAACAUUGGAGCAAUGAAGAAUGUAUAGCACACAUAUUUAUCGAUAUGGAAGAACGCUUGAAGACGUAUGCCGUUUAUUGUAAGAAUUUCGACAAUUCUGAUGCGACGAUUAAGCAAAAAAUUAAAAAGAACAGGGAUUUUGAGCGUUUUUUAAAGUUGUGUUACGAAGACCCGUUGUGUCAACCUGGACUUGAUUUGCCUGCUUAUUUGAUCACAAUUGUCCAAAGAAUACCAAGAUAUCUUCUCUUAUUAAAAGAUCUUUUUAAAAAGACAUCCAUUGAACAUCCUGACUACAAUAAUCUACAGACAGCUCUCACGAGAAUGAAUAAAGUUGCUCACUAUAUAAAUAGUCAGUUGCAAGAGGUUCAUAGCAGAAAGGCGUUGCAAGAACUCCGCUCAACUGUUUUAGGAUUACGGGCAUAUGAAAUUAAAGGAAGAACGCUAUUGAAAGAAGCAGAAGUAUGUUUAAUGAGUCCGGAUAAGUCUUAUAAGUGUUUACUUUUUAAUGAUAUCAUGGUGUUUGCCAUUCAACAAGGCUCCAAUCGUAGUGAAAUUGAAAUGACCUUAGAAUUGAAAACUUUAUGGUUUGAAGAUUUGAAGAAACUUGAUCCUCAAACAAACAAGCACGAUGCCAUAGAGUUAUAUACCCCACAUCGUCCGUACACGAUGUACACAAGCUCAAGAAUGGAAAAGCGUGUUUGGAUUCAAAAAAUGAGAACAGCAAUCGUUACGUUAUUACAUGGAGCAGAUUGUGACGACCAAGACGAAACGUUGGACAUCAGUCGGCGGAAAGCUGAUAAUACAUAUAUUGAUGGAAGUGUUUACUGCGGCGAGUAUAUGAACGGAAAACGGCAUGGUCAUGGAGUGAUGGUUUGGCCAAACAGAACACGAUAUAUAGGAGCAUGGGAGGACGACGAGAGGCAUGGCCAAGGUGAAUUAAUUUAUUACACCGGCGAAAAGUAUGUUGGAAACUGGGUGGCAGAUAAAAAAGAGGGUAAAGGACGACAGGUUUAUGUCAAUAAUGAUGUUUAUGAAGGCGAAUGGAAGGACGGUAAAAUGCAUGGCAAGGGCGUUAUUCGUUAUGCAAAUGGCGAUUGUUAUAACGGUGAAAUGAGAAUGAAUGAAGUGGAAGGAUAUGGAGAAAUGACUUGCUCAAGUGGUUUAAUUUAUAAAGGAGAUUGGAAAAAAAGCAAGAGACAUGGUUCCGGUCAUCUCUUCCUAUCAAAUGGCAACGAAUAUGAAGGUGAAAUGUUCAAUGAUCGUAUUUGUGGUUCUGGUUCAAUGACUUAUUUUAAUGGUGACAAAUACACCGGUGAUUGGGUUAAUGAAGAGCGUCAUGGAAGUGGUGUUUUGACGCUUGUUAAUGGUACAGUGUAUGAUGGACAAUGGGCUUACGAUUUCAUGAACGGACUAGGGAAAAUGACUUAUCCUAACGGUGACGAAUAUAGUGGCACGUGGUAUGAGAAUAGGAGAAUAGGUCUUGGUGUAUUAACUUACGCCCAUGGUGAUGUUUAUGAUGGUCAUUGGCAUGAUGACACGAUGCAUGGUAAAGGUGUAAUGAACUAUAAAGAUGGUUCUGUGUACGAAGGAGAAUGGAAAAAUGGAAAGCGUGAUGGUCGUGGUGUUACGAACUACAAAGACAAAAGCAUCUAUGAAGGAGAAUAUCACCUUGGUUUCCGCCAUGGUCAGGGCAAGUUGCUCUAUUCAAAUAAUGUAUGCUAUCAUGGUGGAUGGAGGUGGGAUAAGUUUGACGGCAAUGGUAGAUAUAGUGAUCCAAACAAUGACUACAUGUAUACAGGGGAUUGGUCCAAAGGAAUGCGUGAGGGAUCUGGCAUUGAAACCUCGUUCGGAGAUCGGUACGAAGGCAGUUGGAAAGCUGACAUGAAACAUGGUGCCGGAGUUGAGACGUCAUAUGCUGGUCACGUGUUUACCGGUAUGUGGAAAGAAAACCGUAAACAUGGAGAGGGACAACGAAAAAUGAGAUCAAAUGUAGAGGAAGUUCAGGAGGAGACAAUUAUCUUAUCACGAUCGACAAACAAUAUUGGAUCGAGAAAACAUCUAUUUACGUAGAAAAUUGCCCAAGUGUAUCCGGUGUUCUGUGUGUGUGUCUGCCUUAUUUUGCCGAUUGAAGUUUCACGGUUUGCGUCAAAUAUUCCGAAGUCUGUGUUUGUAGAAUUUGAAAGUAUACAUCAAGUCGAUUGUGUUGUUUCUGUGGUGGGCGGUUAUCGGCCAAAGUGAUUAAAUUGUAUUGCGAUUAUAUAUAUGUAAGUUAGCUAAACAUCGCUGCGAAGAUUAUAAGGUAACGUGGUGUAUCAUGAAAUAGAUUUAUGACAUUAUAUUUCAUUGAGGUGUUGUCAUUUAACUUAAUUUUUGCAUUCAGAAUGUGGACUCUAAUACUUGUGACGAUAUUAUUGGCAUUUUCUGGUGUCUUUUACAAAGGUUAGUAGUAUGAAAUAUUCAUUAAUCGCCUUUGUCAUAAUCUUGCCGAUUUCUUUUAAGAAUUCCUAGACGAUGAUUUAUGUUUUUGCAUGGCGACAGUUAUGGCAAAAUUAUCCUCCUUGCAUGUCGAAAUAAUGCGGUUUUCUUGUUACGGGAACCAAAAAAAAGCUAAAUUUAUGUGUCAAAAUCGAAGACACCAAUAUGAGUCGAUAAUGUGCUUUGUGUUUUCAAUUAUUGAAACUGAAAAUAAACAGAGCGCUUAUGACUACUUAACACAUACAAAUAUAUACUGUAAUAAAAGAUUUUUUGGCUAUUGAUAACGUUUAUCUUUAAGACACGAUAUUGUUUUAAUGGCGUUGUAUAUAGCUACAAAUCAAAUAUCGUGCAUGAUGAAAUAUAGACUUGACAAAAAAUUGUGAGACCCUCUUAUCAAAAAAUGUAACCAAGAGGGGAAUACAGAACAAAUUAUAAGACAUAGAGAUCAAAAUAAGUCGAUGUAAAACUUGUUACAUUGCGGAGUCAAACAACAAAUAUAUACUACUUUCUAUAAA